Molecule: messenger RNA, 8244 nt
Organism: Zootoca vivipara (common lizard)
Lineage: Eukaryota; Metazoa; Chordata; Lepidosauria; Squamata; Lacertidae
Gene: LMBR1L
Product: limb development membrane protein 1 like
Biological process (GO): signal transduction; receptor-mediated endocytosis
Cellular component (GO): plasma membrane
Molecular function (GO): transmembrane signaling receptor activity
Source: RefSeq, a predicted model, not a curated record
GGUUUCCGUCGCAGGGGAGCUGGCGUCGUCAGGCUACCUCUUUCUUUUGCUCCAAGAGUGGCGUAGUUGGCUGGCGGGGGCCGUGUCUCUUUAAGAAUGGAACGCGGAGCUCCGUGGGCUGCGGCCGAGGAUACCGUGUGACGUCGCCGCGCCAUUGUGACGUCGAAACGGACCCCCCAAAAAGAGGCGCCUGCGAAGCCGCAGGAGGAAAGCGGACGGAGCUCUCCCUUCUCCAUUGUGGCUCCCGCCCUGGGCCGCCUCUGGGAUUCCCGCGCGCUGCUUCCCCCGGCUCCCGCGCCAGCCCUUCUCGCCUUCAGCCAUGCUGACCAGAGCAUGGACUCCGGGGAAGGCGAUGUGCUGUCGACGCGGGAGCAGCUCUUCCACGAGCGGGUCCGGGAGUGCCUCAUCUGUGCCCUUCUCUUUGCCAGCCUCUACAUCCUGUGCUACUUCAUCCUAACUCGCUUCAAAAGGAACACAGACUUCACAACAGUUGACGAAGAUGCUGCUGUCAACAGAAUUGCACUCUGGCUUUGCACCUUCACCUUGGCAGUAUCUCUAGGAGCUGUGCUCCUGCUUCCCUUCUCCAUCAUCAGCAACGAAGUGCUGCUCACCUUCCCGCAAAACUACUACAUCCAGUGGCUCAAUGGGUCCCUCAUCCACGGGCUCUGGAACCUCGUCUUCCUCUUCUCCAACCUCUCCCUCGUCUUCCUCAUGCCCUUCGCCUACUUCUUCACUGAAUCCGAAGGUUUUGCGGGAUCAAAGAAGGGGAUCAUGGCUCGCGUCUAUGAGACAUUUGUGGUGCUCCUGCUACUGACCCUGUUGGUGCUGGGAAUGGUCUGGGUCGCAUCUGCCAUUCUGGACAACAACGCAGCCAGCAGGGAGAGUCUCUAUGACCUAUGGGAAUACUACCUCCCCUACCUCUACUCGUGCAUCUCCCUGUUUGGUGUGCUGCUGCUCUUGUUGUGCACCCCCUUUGGCCUGUCGCGGAUGUUCACCGUCACGGGGACACUGCUGGUGAAGCCCAGGCUGCUGGAGGAUUUAGACGAGCAACUGAACUGUACAGGGUUUGAGGAAGCUGCCAUUUCGCGUAAGAUCCACUCUGGGAAAACCUCCUGCUGGCUCAACUUUGAUAUGGAAGUGCUGAGGCAACAAUACCUAGCGAUUCACGCACACAGGAUAACACUGGAAACACGCCGCAAAGCCUCUGCUUGGCAAAGGAACUUGGGGUACCCACUGGCCAUGCUUUCUUUGCUAUCUCUAACGGGCAUCUCUGUUCUGGUUGUCUGUUUUCAUGUCUUGGAGCUGCUGUUGGAUGAUGCAGCCAUGCCACGAGGGAUCCAGGAUGCACCGUUGGGAAAAGUUUCUUUCUCUGUCUUUGGCUCUUUUGGGGCAGCCAUGCAGGUGAUCCUCAUAUUCUACCUAAUGAUUUCCUCCGUGGUGGGAUUCUACAGCUCCCCACUGUUUACCAAACUGCUGCCUGAGCAACAUGACACAGCCAUGACCAAGAUAAUCGGGAACUGUGUCUCGUUGUUGGUGUUGAGCUCUGCCCUCCCAGUUUUGUCUCGGACUUUGGGAAUCACGAGGUUUGACCUGCUUGGCGACUUUGGGAGGUUUAACUGGCUAGGAAACUUCUACAUUGUCUUUCUCUACAACAUGCUCUUUGCUGGCCUCACGACUCUUUGCCUGGUGAAAAAAUUCACCUGGGCCGUGCAAGCUGAACUCAUCAGGGCAUUUGGCCUCCACAAGCUGCCUCUACCUGUGACUCGAUCCCACCAGCCGUGCAAGCUCAGCUAGAAUCAGCGUUGGUGCCUGAACCGAGCCUGGCAAGGCCACGCACCUUGCCCGUGAGCCGCAGCCGGGACAUCCUUACCUUGACGUCGUGAUUGUUGCUUGUCUUCUGAGCCAUCGGUCUGCAGCAGACGAGUGCGGGGCAGAGAGCUGCCUUUGCCCUGCCUUCAUUUUGACCAAUGACUUGUCGGAAAGGAGGGAAGGUGGCAUUUUCAGCCUUUCCUCCCUAUUUCCCAGAAGCCCGAGGAGGGCGAUAGACUUGAACCACUCUUGAGACCUUGCUGUCUUCUCUGAGGUCCCUGUUCCUGCCAGCUGAGGGAACGUCUCAGUAGUCCACACUGUGACUUUGGAACUGGGGCAGUGUGAAUAGGUUGUGGAGAAAGAGGCCUUGUGGACUGUCUUAGAGAGAGAUUGAUGUAGAAUUGGCCCCGGGGGGCAUUGUUAGGGAGCAACGCGGGAGAGACAGGCUGCGGGGGGAAGUCCCUUGCCCCCGCAGGGGUGCUGCAGAUUCCUGCUCUAGCUCCCUCUCUCCCUUGUUUACAUUUGACAUUGUCUUAAACCUCAUGUCCAUGUUGGCCUCUCACUAGACCGUAGGGCCGAAAACCUUUCCAGUUAGGAAUUCUGAGCCAGUUCUGUGUUGUAGAUCGAACUCCGUUCCAUUGUUUACAUACCUCACUCAAGUGCAAUAUAAGCUGGCGCUAUUGAGCCAUCUAUCCAUGGCUUUCUGUUUCAGCAGCCAUCUCUGUGAGAGACUAUUUUGUGUGUGUGUGUGCGCGCUUGCGCUUGCGCUUCAUAUUCUUUAAAAUUUGCCCUGCAACAUGUAAGCUUCCCUUGUCCGUAACGCUGGGUGUCGACUCAAAGUAAUGGUGGACGCAUCUAAUAAGUUUCCUAAUGGAAACUGUGUAAGGGGAAGCAGGCCACAGAGAGUGCCCUUGCCCAGCAAGAAGGGAGAACUUGCCACAAUGGCCACCCUUCCAACUCUUGUACCAUUGAGAAGCAGUUGCAGAGUUUGAUGUUUUCCGAAAUUAAGAACGGACCUCAAGAACACCGACGCAGCUCUUCUCUUGCCCUGUGACCCCCAUGCCUUGUUCAAGGGCAAACUUCACAGCCUGUAUAACUUGCUUUGCUCUCCACACUCUAUCAGUGUUCCCAAACUUGUGUCUCCAGCUAUUUUUUUGGACUACAGCUCCCAUCAUCCCUAGCUAGGAGGACCCAGUGGUCAAGGAUUAUGGGAACUGUAGUCCAAAACAACUGGAGACCCAAGUUUGGGAAACACUGCUUUAGAUCACAGGGAGCCAGGUGCUGUUCAACUAUGUCCCCCAUCAUCCCUGGCUGGCAGGGGUUGAUGGGAGUUGGAGUUCAAGAACAGCUGGAGAACGGACACCACUUCAACAACUUCUGCUCUAGAUACUCCCAGCUUGCAGGAAGAUCUCCCGUUAUUUGGGUGGGUGGCUUGGAAGGUGAAUCUGUUCAACAUGGAGGUAUAUUUUUUAAAAAUCUGGGGAAUGGCAGGGGCAUGUUAGAACACGGUUAAUGUGGAAGAAUGGUGCAGUGGGAAACAGCCCCCCCUGCCCCCUCUACUGUGUGUGCAUCAUUUGGGCAUCUCUUAGUGUUUGGAUGCCAGGCUGUGUUCUCCAGUUUGUCAGGACUCUAUACCCAGUGCUGGAUAGGAAUUAUAUGAGGAAGUUGAAUCCCUUAUUUUAAUUCUCUAUUAAUGUGGAAGUUUGAGCCUAAAGGGCAGGAAGCAGGGAGGUAUCAAAUUUACCAGCCCAGAUGGGAGUGACCAUUUUACAGUUAUGUCUUUUGAGUUUUAUGGUAGGAGUUGGUGUGUGUGUGUGUGUGUGUGUUUUCCCUCCCUGUCUCUGUGGCACCGUCAUUCUGCAGUGUCUGUGUAUGUGUGCUGGGCAAGACCACAACUGCCUAUGCCCCAUGUUUGCAGAAAAUGCAGAAGUUUGCUUCGAGGCGUGUGGGUGCAGUUUUGAAGAACGACAGGUUGCUGCGCUCUUGUUAUUGUGGCGACCGUAAUCUCCAUAAAUUUCACAGCCGGAGCUGAACAUAGGAGGCUGCACACAGAAAUCCUGCAUCCUCACCGCAGAUCAGACUUCGAUUGGGAGGGGAAGGGUUGUGUGAGAAUGAAUUAUUUUGUUGCAGGAACAUAUUGCGGCAUUGCAGGCCCCACUUCAGAGGGGCCCAACCGAAAUGGAGACUUGUGACCCCCGCCUGCCUUUGUUGCUUCAUGUAGUGACUGUCCGAUCUCAGUACUAUACUGUCCAUGGGGCUCGUAUCCAUGUAAGCAAUAAAUUGCCUAGUCCUCUUUUAUCUCCCCUCUUCUCUUCCGGAUGCUUCUUUUGUGUUGUGGGAGGCUAUGAAAAAAAAGGAUGGUGUCUGUCCUGACACGGUAGAGAGAAAACUUUCCAGCUGGCUGUAUCUCCCGAGCAUUUGUUUGUUACUCAAUGAAUGUUUCAUAGAGAGCCUCAGAUUACCUUUCUGAGCCUCUGUAAUCCUGUUCAUUUGAAUAUUGGGUCAUUAUUUAAUGGGGAAGCGAGGCAUUUGCCAUGCAAAUGAGCACCCUGGAUUUUGUGGUUUGUCAUACCGCAAAUGAGUUAAAAGCAAGGACUGUUUUGAGUCACAACAGCCGAUCCAGAUUAUAUAAGGCAGGGUGAUUUUUCUGCAUCUUUAUAGCUAAGUAGCUAGCUACUCCUGUUGCAAAUUACUACUGCAUUUAAAACAACAAGAACGAAAUCUUAAAAGAGAGCAAACAUCUUGCCUAUUUCUAUCACUAUGGUUCUGUACUGGAGAUAAAAGUCUUGUCUUGCUGUAAACUGGCAUGGAGAAAUUGUUGGAUGUCAACGCCCAUCAUCCCUGUCAAUGGACUUGAUUGACAAUUGUCAGUCAGCUUGGGCCUGAUGGGAGUUGUUGUCCAACAACAUCAGGAGGCCUCCACAUUGACUACCCCUGCCUUAGUAUUUUAGCUGGUAGUUUGAGACCAACACACCGCUCAUGCCCCAUUUCUUUUUUUGUCGAGGGCCUGGGCUGUGACUGGGAGCACCCCAGUGCAAAGGAGGAGAAUGGCUCUGUUAUAUCUCAUAGGGUGGGGUCAUCUUGCCUACACAUCUGUGACUGGCGUGGGAUCCCUGAUAUUUUUGGUAUUGGCUCAUUUUGGACGGGUGAGAAACAUGGCCUCACACCCAGAGUCUUGUAAGAAAAUUGCUCCCUUUCUCUUAUGGGUUAUUCCAGAGUCCGUAUAGAGUCCUUAAGUGGGUCCCCUAUUGGUAGGGGAAAAAAUAACAGGCCAACCAGAGUAUAUUGAGAAGCAAAGUGGCUAGUAAGCCUGAUCUUUAUUAAUAGAACUGUUGCAACAGGGUCCCCACUCACCACACGCAGGAGGGAGGAGAACCCUGAACACUGGUGCGCAAGCCCCUAUAAAGACAUUUGAAAUUGCCCACCCUGUAGCCCAAGACCACCACCACCACCCCCCGCCAAAAAAAUCAUACAUACAUCACAGAAGGAGGUGGUCUCCAGCAGAAAUUUGAGAGAGUUGCUUCUCUCCUGUCUGCUAGGAUACCUGAUAAUGCCUUUCUUGGUUGCAUUUUCUGGGUAGCUGGGCCAUUCCUUGGAGAUGGUAAAUACUUUAGUUUCUGAAUCUCUUACCCAUAUUGAUAGUUCGCUCAGCUUAACAGAUAAUUUGCCAGAUUGUAUUUGCAGGGAGGUGUAAGCCCCUACAGUCCAAAGACAGUUGGAAAGCUUUUCGUAUUUCCUUCCUCCUUGCAGAGAAAUAUUUGAGGUCAAUUUGGGAGAGUCAAAAUGGCUUCAGGAUUGCUCUCCUGUACUAUUUCAGACACGUGAUUUAUAUACUUAUGUAUGGGUUUGCCUUGUUCGUUUUAUUUUAUAUUUGAGACCUUAAAAUUCCUAUAACAGGGUGUUGCACAAUUGCUCAUGUAUACCGAGCCUGAAACGAAGCUUAUUAAGAAACAUAGAUUUUGACCUCCAUAUUUCGUGGCGAGCCCCUUGCACCACAGCUACUUGGUUGGCAUGGCCUGUGCACUGCACACAGAGGGCUGUUCUUGUAAUGAUGGCACGCUUGUUCCUAAGGCUCCGGUUUACCUGCACAGGGCGUGAAGGUUUUUGUGAGAAGUUAAGGAGCUGACUUUGUAGAGGAAAUAAUUAAAGCAACUUCGCCAGUUGCCCUUGCACGAUAGUAGAAAAGAGGCAGGAGCCAGCAGACACACGUGUUCUCACCAUUUCUUGAUUGUAAAGCCACGUUACAAGUAUUAUUUGCACUGACCACCAGCUACUCUUGAUUGGAACAGGUGAGAAUCGCUGCCCGACACGUUGCUUUUCCGCCACCCUCAAUUUGCAUCACAUGCAUCACAGUGACAAAGGGGAGCAGCAGUUCUUCUGCGCAUCCUUAUGUGAAUUCACUGCAAGAAGAGUGGUCUACAUAUAACACAAAUUUGCAAUGCACACCGAAAGAACAGGUAGCACAAUGGAUUAGGUAAAAGGUAAACGAUCCUUGGACAGUUAGGUAAAGGGACCCUUGACCAUUAGGUCCAGUCGUGACCGACUCUGGGGUUGCGGCGCUCAUCUCGCGUUAUUGGCCGAGGGAGCUGGCGUACCGCUUCCAGGUCAGGUGGCCAGCAUGACAAAGCCGCUUCUGGCAAACCAGAGCAGCACACGGAAACGCCGUUUACCUUCCCGCCGUAGCGGUACCUAUUUAUCUACUUGCACUUUGACGUGCUUUUGAACUGCUAGGUUGGCAGGAGCAGGGACCGAGCAACGGGAGCUCACCCUGUCGUGGGGAUUCGAAUCGGCGACCUUCUGAUCGGCAAGCCCUAGGCUCUGUGGUUUAACCCACAGCGCCACCCGGGUCCCUUGGACUGGACUGGUUAAGUCCAGUCAAAGGUGACUAUGGGGUUGCAGCGCUCAUCUCGCUUUCAGGCCGUUUGUCCACAGACAGCUUUCCGGGUCAUGUAGCCAGCAUGACUAAACCACUUCUGGAGCAGUGGGACACCGUGCCGGAAACCAGAGCACACGGAAGCAGCUUUUACCUUCCCGCCACAGUGGUACCUAUUUAUUUACUUGCGCCAGUGUGCUUUCGAAGUGCUAGGUUGGCAGGAGCUGGGACAGAGCAACAGGAGCUCACCCCAUCGCAGGGAUUUGAACCACUGACCUUUUGAUCGACAAGCCCAGGAGGCUCAGUGGUUUAGACCACAGAGCCACCCACAUCCCUGCACCUCUCCUGCAAUGCCACAUUAACCUUAAAGGUGGGACCUGGGUUAUGCUUCACACACGCCUGGGUAAAUUUGUGGUGUUUUGUGUUUGUUUUGGCUCUUAGCCCUAUACUGGAGGUGUUUUCUCCCCCCCCCCCUUUAAUGUUUUCUGGUUGGCUGCCCACUGUUGUGGGCGAAAAUAAUAAUCACAAUCCAAUUCUUCAUAAGAAGCGCAGUUUUUUCGAAGGGGGGAAGCUAGUUCUCAUCCUUUCUGCUUAGCUGGAAGGUAAGCGGAAAGGCAGGCCUCCGUUGGAUUUGGGUGGGGGGAUGGGAGAGCCUUUUGCUCUGGUAUCACAUCAGCUCCACCCUGAUGGCAAGGGGAAAGGGUUCUCAGGAAGGCAGGAAGAUGGGCAGUUUGCCUGCAGAGAAUGAGCAGGUCUUGCAUUUUUACCUUGUUUGGUUUGUUUCCACGUAUCCGGGAAUGCAGGAAACCAACUUGAGAGGGCAGGAAGUAAAGCCAUAACUACCCCAGAUUCCCCUUGGCUGUGCACACUGCCCCAGUGACCUAGACCUGCUCCCCGCCAGCCUUUCUCUUGUGAGGGAGGAAAUGUGGUUCUUGGAAAGUCGGUUGAGAGACUUGGCGUGAGGGGGCAGGACAGAAAAUUGGUUGAAAAUAAGAGGAGGUGGCUUGUCCAAUAUGGCCAAAGCUAGGGAUGGUAGUGGCUUCUUUUCUGGGCUUCUAGAAACCCCCACUGCCAGGGGUGCCCACUUGAAUAAAAUAUGGGGGGGGCAAGGUAAGCCCUGCUCCACAUAAUCACAAGAUGCAGUGCGCGCACACCAUAGGAGCCAAUUCCUAGGGGCCGGGAAGUCUUUGAACCCCCCCCCCCAUAAAACAUGUGAGCCCUCCAAGUUAAUGGGCAUUGCCAUUCAGAGAGAGAUGUCAUGUGAGCAAUUAUGUGGGGCGGGGCUUCCCCCCCAAUAUUUUAUUGAAGUUGGCACCCCAGACACCCACCAUUUGAAUGACAAUGCCCAUUAAUUUUGGGGAGCCUGGUUCCCUCAAAUAUUUUAUUGGGGGGGAUACUGAAGAGAUCACAGCCCCUAGGAGUUGGCUUCUAUGCCCAGACCUUCCAAGUGUCCCUAUUUUCCAAGUUACAGGUACGUAGCCGCUUUAUCCCAGAAUGUCCCGUCUUUCCUUAGGACAACCCUAUUUUCAUGGGAGAAAUGUCGGAGGGUCUGUUCGGAUGUC